Molecule: messenger RNA, 1189 nt
Organism: Epinephelus fuscoguttatus (brown-marbled grouper)
Lineage: Eukaryota; Metazoa; Chordata; Actinopteri; Perciformes; Serranidae
Gene: eif4ebp3l
Product: eukaryotic translation initiation factor 4E binding protein 3, like
Exons: 3
Coding region: 299-634 (111 amino acids)
Biological process (GO): negative regulation of translational initiation
Cellular component (GO): cytoplasm
Molecular function (GO): eukaryotic initiation factor 4E binding
Source: RefSeq, a predicted model, not a curated record
UGCAGCUGUGGGAGCUACAAAUACAGCACAUGGUAGCGUUUGGUAGCUGCUUGUAGCGACGGACACCACCGGGCCCCAAACUCUGAGCCCGUUUCAGCUCUCAGUUUACACGUUAAAGCUGAACAACUUUUACUUCGGUAACUGUUAGUUUUUAAACUCCAACAACUUUUUGUCAAGUUGUUUGUCCUCGUGCAGGGUUGUGCGCGAGCGUUACACGGCGAGUUUGAGGACUUUUAAAUAAAAAAAAACAAACAAACACUUGCCCCACUCCGCCUGCAGCAGCCACGCAGAAGCUAGCAUGUCGACUGGCACAAAGGAAGUUAAGAGCUGCCCCAUUCCUACCAGGGUGCUCACCCUGAAGGACUGGUCCCAGCUACCAGACUGUUACAGCCAGACACCCGGUGGGACCCUCUUCUCCACCACGCCUGGAGGCACCCGCAUCAUCUAUGACAGGAAAUUUCUGUUGGAUUGCCGAAACUCCCCUCUUGCCCGGACCCCCCCAUGCUGUCUGCCCCAGAUCCCAGGGGUGACGGUACCCGCCACACACCCCAUGGGGAAACUGCAGGAUCUAAAAGAGGAGGCAGAGGAGGAAGAGAAGGACAUUGAUGAAAACCAGUUUGAGAUGGACAUCUGAGCUCCAGUAUUACCUCCUGUGGAGAGUUAUUAGUUAAAACACCUCCAAGGUCAUUAAUGACUGUAAUGUAUUGCAUAUAAGGCUUUUUUUUCCACCUUUUUUUUUUUUUUUUUUUUUAAAUAAAAGCUUUUGUGAGGAACCAAAAAGAAUGGAGAAAAGGUAGAAAAAACUGUAGGGUGUUUUUGACCCUAAAAAAGUGUGCUAAGCCAAGCAAUGGUAUUUAAAGGGCUGAUUGGUUGCUCACUCACUUCAGAGCUGCAGCAGGAUUGAAAAAAUCCAUCUUGAUUUCACUUUUUUUAAUCUUUUGUAAAUAACAUUGUACAAUGUAGCCUAUUUUUUAAGUUGGGGAAUAUAAAAUGAUUACAUUAAGACAUGUAGAGUUUUUCACUGCAGGCAUCAGUUGUUUUGUUGUAUUUCCUCCCAAAAACGGAUGGCUAACAAGUGUCUCCAGAUACUGGGGGUCAGGGCCUACUGAAAAUCAGCACCUACUCUUGUUUUCUAUGGAGGGAGAGCUGAAAUGUGAAUAAUUUCAAAUAAAGGCUAUCCAAACUGUCA